AUGGCGAACGUUUACUUCUUGACUCUACUCUCCGUUUUGGGGCUCGCUCAGGCGAUUCCUUCAACAUGGACAGCCCAACCCGCCAUCAUAGAAGAUGUGAAGGAAAGUAGCUCCAGGAUCGUGGCAGGGUGGGAGGCAAGUGAUGGCCAGAUCCCGCACCAGGUCAGCGUGCGCAUGGUCAGUGCGGCCGGCCAGGUCUCCUCAUGCGGUGGCUCCAUAAUCCAUCACGAGUGGGUGCUUACUGCCGCCCACUGUCUCGCGAACCGGAUCACGUUCGUGGUGCGUUUGGGCCUGACGAACCUCACCAGGCCGGAGUACAUUGUGGAGUCCACGCGGAAGUAUAUCCAUCCGAAGUAUAACGAAUUAUCCGCCGGAGUCCAGACGGACGACAUCGCCUUGGUGGGGCUCGAGCAAAGCAUACCGUACGGCAGGUACAUCCAGCCGUGCAGACUGCAGAACAGCGAGACGAAGAACACAGACUACACGGGCGUCCGGUUAACGGUCAGCGGCUACGGGAGGACUGACGACCCUUGGAACGGCGGUGCGGCAUCCGAGAAGCUGCUGUGGGUGUUCCUCCUCGGCAUCAGCAACGAGGAGUGCAAGCGCUGGUACCCCGCCAGCACCGUGAUCAGCUAUGAGACGGUGUGCGCCGCGUCCUACAACGACACCGCCCAAUCUUCGUGCCAGGGCGAUAGCGGUGGUCCUCUGACGCUGGUGGACGUGGAUGGUGAGCCCACUAUGAUUGGUGUGGUUAGCUUCGGCUCCUCCGCCGGCUGCAACAGCCCCUUCCCAGCAGGGUACGUGCGCCCAGGCCACUACCACGAGUGGUUCCAAGAGGUGACCGGGAUCAACUUCGACUGGAAGAGCGAGGAUUUGGAGCCCAUCCGGCUGGACUUUCAAAACGCU
Messenger RNA from Iphiclides podalirius (scarce swallowtail), 906 nucleotides. Lineage: Eukaryota; Metazoa; Arthropoda; Insecta; Lepidoptera; Papilionidae. The record is from the annotation of a GenBank genome assembly.